This is a messenger RNA of Aureobasidium vineae, 2135 nucleotides long. NCBI's taxonomy places the organism in Eukaryota, Fungi, Ascomycota, Dothideomycetes, Dothideales, Saccotheciaceae. The record is from the annotation of a GenBank genome assembly.
GAUUGAAAUCCAACAUGGCGACCAAACGACCUCUGGACAGCGAUGAAUCGGCAAAAGUUGGAGCAAAGAAACCUCGCUUGGAGGGGGACGGAGAUGGCGACGUAGAGAUGUCUGAUGGGCUAUCUGCCUUUGCCAACCUGUAUGAGAUUGACGAUGAGCCUUUCCUCGAUGGUGCCAAAGGAAAAGUGGUUGUUGAAACCAUGAUCCCUCAAAUCAGACUUGAUGACCUCGACUACGACAAUGGCAGCUUCCCCGACGAUAUUGUCUACGGUGACAACGGAACUGUUCAUUCUGGAUAUUACAACCCGAUCGCUUCAAGCUAUACAAUGCCCAAGUCAUCUGAAACCACAUCUAGAGCCUCAGCCUCAGAUAUGUCGUUUCUUGCCAGUAUGAUUUCGAGGGUCAAGGAAGCAGUGUUGAAGUUCCCCAAGGUCCUAAUACCUCAAAUCAUGAAGUCGACCCCAGAGAAACACGAGAUUGUUGAAUUGUUCGAGAACGUCAAACGGCUAGAUGGAGGCUGGAUUGGUGUCGAGGGAAAGCUGGGCAAAGGUGGUCAGGGUUGUGCUCGACUGUUUGUCAAAGUCGACAACCANAAGAGAAUCACCGAACGAGUUGUGAUCAAAGAUUCGUGGCAGCCGAUAGAGAUGUGGGCUCAGGAAGACUGGUGGGAAAAAGGCAGGCUUGGAUACGAUCCUCGAGAAUCAAUAGUGAACAGACUGUUGAGCUUGCCAACACCCGAGAGAUGGGAGCGAUAUAUCGUCGAGUAUCUGGGCCAUUCUAUCAGCCAUACAUGGAAGGUUAACAGGACUUAUAUGGAGUAUUGCGACGGAGGUGACCUGCACAACCUGAUGAACGCACAAAUCAAAGCCUACCGGCAUCUCAACCCAAACUAUGGAUCUGACGCUGAAAGUGGACACGAACCCCCAGAUGGAUUGACUCUNGCAGCUGGGACAAGAGUUCCUGAGCCAUUUGUCUGGUACUAUCUGAAGCAGAUGGCUGUCGCAUCGCAUCGCAUGAACAGCAUACCCUUACGGAGAUAUAAAGACAACUACCAAGUGGUCCAUCAGUCGAACCUACUGACUCGACUUUANGUUUUUCUGGCAAAUCCAGACCCUGAAGAUUUUCCAAAGUAUCCAAUUUGCAAGGUCAGUACUCUUAUCAUCCACACGAUUCCGCAACAGAUUUCUCACCAUGCUGCAAAGAUUGGCGACUUUGGUUCCUCACAUGUCACCUUUCCACUCGAUCCUGACAACCCAGGGGAAUUCUUCGAUGCAGUGACACCUGGUUAUAUUGCCCCAGAAAUGAAUGAAGACGUGUAUAACGAAGAGGCAUGGGAGCUCAGCUCUGCCACAAAUAUCUGGCAAGUUGCGAUGUCAGCGGUAACCCUGAUGAGGCUGGAGAAUCCAGAUGCGAUAGAUUACGAGGAAAAAGGUUGGGAUGAACCAUUCACGCAUGAUCUUGCCGAUCUAGCCUUCGACUACAGUAUCGAACUCAGGGAUCUGCUAGAGGCAAUGUUGAGCAAUAAACCUGAAUCACGACCCACACCGCAACAGAUCAUCGAGUGGUUAUACAGUAGCGAUGUUCAAUCUCACUGGAGACAGAUGGCCACAGCACCAGACUGCAACGAUUCUGACUUGUGUUCGUCAUGGUUGCACUGGUCGCCGAGUGAAAAGAACCAAAUCAAUGACGUUCUCGCUGACAUUCCAUCUUUGCCCAAGCAGAAGAAGACAAAGAUUGGAGGAUUGCCGGUGCUAGGUUCAUCUUCAGAUGACCACGACGAAGAAGAGGACAACGACGAUGGAACUGUCAAGGCGAAGGCGAAGAAUCUUCUAGAUGUUCUAAGCUCAACAGUGAGGGCAGGCACGGAUGACGAUGACGAGGAUCAUAUUGGAGGUGAAGAAGAAGACGAUGAAGAAGAAGAAGAAGAAGAAGAAGAAGAAGAAGAAGAAGAAGAAGAAGAAGAAGAAGAAGAAGAAGAAGAAGAAGAAGAAGAAGAAGAAGAAGAAGAAGAAGAAGAAGAAGAAGAAGAAGAAGAUAGUACCGAAGACCUUGACCCAGAUUUCAAUGAUCCCAUGGCAGGUUCGAGUGGUCCAUCUCUCUCCAGCGGAAGCCCAUACAAACCACCCCGUAGGAGA